AUAUAAACGACUAGCAUGUGCCGUGGCAGAAUGCACCAACAAACACGAUUCAUCCCAAGCUCUCUGUUGGUAUUUGCAAAUUCCAUCAUGCGAGUUCUUAGUUACAUGUCUUUUGUUGUAGCAUGUUAUUCUCUGUUACUAAACCAUUGCCAUUGUCUCAAUCUCGAAUUACUUAAUGUCUCCAAAAUUAAAAACGAGGAUGCACAAUGGCAAAAUGCAGCAGCCACAUGGUACGGACCACCAAACGGUGGUGGGACAGAUGGGGGUGCAUGUGGAUACGGUGCUGCUGUGGAGAAUCCUCCACUCUCUAAAAUGAUAUCAGCCGGUGGCCCUUCUCUUUUCAGGGGUGGAAGAGGUUGUGGGGCUUGUUAUGAGGUGAAAUGCAGAGAAAAUGGUGCAUGCUCAGGAAAUCCAGUGAGGGUAAUGAUAAGUGAUGAAUGCCCUGGCUGUAACUUACAAUCACUCCAUUUCGAUCUCAGUGGGACUGCCUUUGGUUCCAUGGCAACUCCAAACAAUGCAGAUAACCUUCGCAACGCUGGACAGAUUACUAUUCAGUACACAAGGGUUGCAUGCUCCUUUGGGAAAUCCAUGGCCUUUGCCAUCGAUGGUGGGUCCAACCCAUACUAUUUUGCUACCGAAAUUGAAUACGAAAAUGGGAAUGGUGACCUUGUGGACAUUGAGUUGAAGCAAGCAAAUUCUAACACGUGGCUUCCAAUGUUUCGUUCUCAGGGUUCAAGGUGGGCUUUGAACGUUGGUAAACUGUUGCAAGCACCAUUCUCUAUUAAGCUCACAGAGGAUUAUGGCAACAACAGAAACAAGACCAUUGUGGCUGAUACUGUUAUUCCAUAUGACUGGAAACCUGGCCAAGUUUAUCGAUCUCUCAUUAAUUUCUAAAGCAUGUUUAAGAUCAGCGAUCGACAAAACUUAUAAGCAGAACUAUUUGCAGUGUUAUAAACAUUCAUAUAUACACAGAAUAUUGUUCACCAACAUUUCUUAUAUGGAAUAAAAGAAAUAUAUUUUUUUUAA
Cajanus cajan (pigeon pea) is the source of this 1026-nucleotide messenger RNA. RefSeq names its product putative expansin-B2. Gene Ontology annotation, cellular component: extracellular region. The record is from RefSeq and is a predicted model, not a curated record. Gene Ontology annotation, biological process: sexual reproduction. NCBI's taxonomy places the organism in Eukaryota, Viridiplantae, Streptophyta, Magnoliopsida, Fabales, Fabaceae.